UAUAUAGACGAUGAAUGAUGAUAUAUUAUAACUAUAACUUAACUACAUCAGUCGCUAGUCUGCUUUCUGUAUACAUAUUUAUUUAUUUAUUUUGGGAAGAAUAAUAAUACUAAAAUAAUAACAGAGCCAUUUGGUAAAAGACACCUUGCUUGGUAGUGGGGACCUCUCUCCAAUGCACGUAUAAUAAUAACAAUAUAAGAAAGAGGUGAAAAUCAAAGACUACAAAAAGGGCUUUCGCUACUCUGUUUUCCCACAAAUUAGUCAUCACCAUUCACGCCUUCCUCUUCUCUUUUCUCCUUCUUCUCUUCUCUCUCUCUCACAGUAGACAACAUGGGCAGUCACCUGCAUUGGACGAUGCUUCUGGGUUUGCUUCUAAUGGUGUCCGGAACUAUGGGAGCUCCCCCCAAGAGACCAGUGAAUGUGCCAUUUGGCAGAAACUAUAUGCCUACAUGGGCUUUCGAUCACAUAAAGUACUUCAAUGGAGGCUCAGACAUUCAGCUCCAUCUGGAUAAAUACACUGGUACUGGCUUUCAAUCCAAAGGUUCUUAUUUGUUUGGCCACUUCAGUAUGCAAAUAAAACUUGUCCCGGGUGACUCUGCUGGAACAGUCACUGCGUUUUAUUUAUCUUCUCAAAACUCGGAGCAUGAUGAAAUAGACUUUGAGUUCUUGGGAAACAGAACAGGGCAACCCUACAUUUUACAGACUAAUGUGUUCACGGGAGGAAAGGGAGACAGAGAGCAAAGGAUUUAUCUCUGGUUUGACCCUACCAAAGAUUACCACUCCUACUCUGUUCUUUGGAAUAUGUAUCAGAUUGUAUUCUUCGUGGACGCCGUGCCAAUCCGUGUGUUCAAGAACUGCAAAGACUUAGGAGUGAAAUUCCCAUUCAACCAGCCCAUGAAAAUAUACUCGAGUCUUUGGAAUGCGGACGAUUGGGCCACAAGAGGUGGGCUUGAGAAGACUGACUGGUCCAAGGCCCCAUUCAUAGCGGCCUACAGAGGGUUCCACAUCGAUGGGUGCGAGUCAUCGGUUCAAGCCAAGUACUGUGCCACCCAAGGAAAGAGGUGGUGGGAUGGUAAGGAGUUCCAGGACCUUGACCAGAGCCAGUGGAGGUAUCUCAGGUGGGUCAGACAAAAGUACACCAUUUACAACUAUUGCACUGAUCGUGUCAGAUACCCUAACAUGUCACCUGAGUGCAAACGUGACAGAGAUGUUUGAUUGAUUAAUAUUAUUUCCAUCAUGAUCACUCUCUCAACUCCAUUUUAGGCUUGUGUUUUAUUAAUCGUCAAACAUCAUUAUUAUCAUCAUACAUCAAACACAAAACAAGCCAUAAUAUUUAUGUUGUAUCUAUUAUUCUCUACUAUGAUUGAAGAUUGAAGAUUGAAGAUUGAAGAUUGAUAUGUAUCCUAAGCUUUUAGUUUAUCAUUCAUUUUCGAAUAUGCUCUUCUACUGCUACUCUACCUAGUAUAAUGAUUAUGGUUGUAUUAUUGGAUCUUUAUAUAUUUUAUAUAUGAUUUACUUUACAUAAA
Messenger RNA from Cannabis sativa, 1526 nucleotides. Its product is annotated as xyloglucan endotransglucosylase protein 34. Gene Ontology annotation, cellular component: cell wall; apoplast. The transcript has 5 exons. Gene Ontology annotation, biological process: cell wall biogenesis; xyloglucan metabolic process. Lineage: Eukaryota; Viridiplantae; Streptophyta; Magnoliopsida; Rosales; Cannabaceae. Gene Ontology annotation, molecular function: hydrolase activity, hydrolyzing O-glycosyl compounds; xyloglucan:xyloglucosyl transferase activity. Bases 331 to 1215 code for a protein of 294 amino acids. The record is from RefSeq and is a predicted model, not a curated record.